Messenger RNA from Labeo rohita (rohu), 4513 nucleotides. RefSeq names its product scavenger receptor class B, member 2b (gene scarb2b). Gene Ontology annotation, biological process: receptor-mediated endocytosis; protein targeting to lysosome. The transcript is spliced from 12 exons. NCBI's taxonomy places the organism in Eukaryota, Metazoa, Chordata, Actinopteri, Cypriniformes, Cyprinidae. Bases 180 to 1700 code for a protein of 506 amino acids. The record is from RefSeq and is a predicted model, not a curated record. Gene Ontology annotation, cellular component: cytoplasm; membrane; lysosome. Gene Ontology annotation, molecular function: scavenger receptor activity.
UACUCUGCUGAGGAGCUUCUGGAACAAAUACUGUCACAGGAGCGACUCGAUCUGAACUCGGGAUCUGAUUGAUUAUCUUAAAUGCAAAUCUGCUGAACUGUGUGUGUUUAAGAGGAGAAGCUCUGCGGACCUGCUGGCAUCACACUUUCAGUUCUCUCGGGUUUAUUUACACCUGCACCAUGAGGAAGGGCUCCUGCUGCAUGUUCACGUCUGGAGUCGUCGGCGCUCUGCUCCUGAUCUCGGGAAUCGCCCUGAUUGUGUCCGGACUCUUCCAGACUUUGAUCCACAACAAGCUGAAGGGGGAGAUCUCGCUGACGGAGGGCAGUAAAGUUUUCGCCACGUGGAAGAAUCCACCGCCUCCGGUCUACAUGCAGUUCUUUUUCUUCAACGUCACCAACCCUAAUGAGUUCCUGAAGGGAGAAGCUAAAGCUCACCUCACUGAAAUGGGACCGUACACCUACAGACAGUACAGGCCCAAACGCAACGUGUCAUUUCUGCACAACGGGACGAAGGUUGCGGCUUAUACCCCCAAGACUUUCGUCUUUUUGCCUGAGAAAUCAGUUGGAGACCCGAAUGUGGAUAUGGUGACGACGGUGAACAUCCCGGCCGUGGCCGUGAUAAAUCGGGUCAAAGGCGCAGGAUUCUGGGUUUCCUCUGGUAUCUCCAUGUAUAUGGGCUCCAUCGGCACCACCAUGUUCAUGACGCACUCGGUGCAGGAGCUGCUCUGGGGCUUCAAGGACCCGCUGCUCACCCGACUGAAAACCAUAAAGCCAGAAACGGACGAGUACUUCGGUCUCAUGCUAAACAAAAACGGCAGUGAUGACGGUGAGUUCGUGUAUCACACCGGAGAGCACAAUUACCUGGACUUUGGCCGCAUUUACACCUGGAAGGGAGAAAAGAUGCUGUCCUUCUGGAAAACCAACCAGAGUAACAUGAUCAACGGCACCGACGGCAGCGCCUUCCACCCGUUCCUGAGCAAAGAAGAGCGGCUGGACGUCUUCACCGCUGACCUCUGCAGGUCCAUCCACAUGCGCUUUGAGAAAGAGGUGGAGGUGAAGGGAAUCCCGGCGUAUCGCUUCACGCCGCCCCGGGCCGUGCUGGCCAGUGGCAAAAACAACCCAGAAAACGAGGGAUUCUGCCUGACGAAGAAAUGCCUGGACGACGGCGUGCUGGAUGUGUCUGUGUGUCGGAAAGGUGCUCCUGUCGUUGUGUCGUUCCCUCACUUUCAUCUGGGUGAUGAGAAGUACUCCAAAGCUAUCGAUGGCAUUUCUCCAGUCCAUGAGAAGCAUCAGACAUUUCUGGAUCUAAACCCUACCAUGGGAGUGCCUGUUCGUGCCAUGAAACGAGCCCAGAUCAACAUUCACCUUGAGAGAGUCACUGGCUUUCCUUUGACCAGGAAUCUCAACAACACCAUUUUCCCCAUUGUGUUUCUGAAUGAGUCGGUGUUGAUUGACGACGCUUCGGCCGCGAGGAUUCAGAAGCUGCUGCUCGUUGUGACUCUGGUCUCUCAUUUCCCGCUCAUCCUCAUGGCUCUGGGAGGCAUUCUGCUGAUUGUCUGCAUCAUCCUUGCCUUUCGCUUCUAUCAGAACAAGCCAUCUGCAAAGAAAGACACAUCGUAUGCUCCUGUGAGCGCCAAAGUGGACGAUCAAGACGAGAAAAACGGAACCUAUGUUGGGAUGACGCCCGUGGACAAGUCUUAAACCACUGUGUGUGUGUGUGUGUGUGUGAGUGUGUGUGUGUGUUUGGGUGUGUGUGUGUUUGUCACAGAUGAGGUCACUUUCAGUAGUCAGCAGAGCAGUGUGUGUUAGUCAUCAGAUUUACACACUGACUCCUCCUCAGGACUGACGCAAACAAGCAUCUCGAUGAAGGAAUGAAGAGCGUCUCUGCACACACACACACACACACACUUCAGACUCAUUCAGCAUCUGUUUCAUUUCAUAUUUAAGUACUUUGACACACAUUAAAGCUGCUGUCAGUGAUUUUUUUAGGAGUAUCACACAUUUAAUAUUGAGAAAUCUCAGCUGCAUCUGUUAAGACACUCAAUUCUAACCCAAAUGACACUCGCAGACCUAAUGACGAGCUCACAUCUUAAGAUUUUAAUUGCAUAUUAAAGUCUGGGUUUUAACAUUAACUUAUGUGAUGCUUAUCUGUCAGUCAUACAUAAUGUCAGAUUUCUAAACACACACAAAAACAAUCAUGCUAGAUUUUAUUUUCUAUUUGUAUUUUAUUUACACAAUCAUAUUUUCAAAAUGCAUUUAUUCUGCUUAGAAUCAGCAUAAAUCUGUUCAUUGUAAAAACAAUUACAUUAAUUCAUUUCAAAAGUGCAAACAUGGUUAAAAUGUGUAUAUAACUGUGAAAGAAGCAAUAUUCAGUUGAAACUUUUUUAUGUGAGUAAAAAUCUGGUCACUGUGUAUUUAAAGCACAUGCAGUUAAUUAGUACUAUUACAGAAAUCUGACUAGUUUCAUUUAUACAUGACAGACAAAUAUGCAUCACAUUAAGUUUGGAACUGUGCAAUUCAACUUUUAUAUGCAAUUCAUACACACAAAUCUUAACUUCAGGCCUUUUUUUGAGUGCAGGGGAGUGGCCUGUUUUUUGAGCCAAUCAGAAACAUUAAUUUUACAUGUUCAGAUUUGCAGACCUCAGUUUGGCGUGUGCGUUGUGUUGUGUCUUAGUGGGUGGUUUUUCGUAUAAAGUGGGUGUGUGUCAUUUAGUGGGCGGGGUUUGGCAUAGAGGGCUUGCGUAGCUUAGUGGGUGGGGUUUAGUACAGGGGUGUGUGCCGUUUAGUGGGCGGGGUUUGACAAGCAUCUGUGUCAUUUAGUGCGUUGAGUUUGACUGUGUGUGUGUUUUAGUGGGUGGGGUUUAACACAGAAGGAGUGUCUUAGUGGGUGGAGUCAGUGGGUGGGUUUGACAUAAAGAGCAUCUAUGUCAUUUAGUGGGUGGAGUUUUACAGUGUGUGUGUGUUUGUUCAGUGGGUGGGUUUAGUAUAGCGGGCGUGUGUGGGCGGGGUUCAACACAGAAGGCGUGUCUUAGUGGGUGGAGUCAGAGAGUGAGUGUCUCAGUGGGUGAAGUUUCAUAUAGGGGGGUUUGUGUGUUAGUGGGCGGGGUUUGACAAAGCGUCUGUCAUUUAGUGGGUGGAGUGUAUGUGUGUGUGUGUUUUGUUUAGUAUAGAGGGCUUGUGUGUGGCUUAGUGGGCGGGACUUAACACAGAAGGUGUGUCUCGUAGUGGGCGGAGUCAGGGUGAUUGUAGUCAUAAAAGCUCCUGAAAUCACUUACAGCAUCUUUAACAAUCAGACACUAUGUUCAGAGUUUUCAAACCUCUUAAAAGGCCAAACAAAAGCAACUUUAUAUUUGUUACCAAAUGGUCCGUUCACACAGGACGUGUUCCUGCAUUUAAAAACAACUGAAUUGAGAUCAGUGAAAUAGAACAGAAAAAGUAGUUUUACCUUGACAUACGGUGCUGAGCGUCCUGUGUGAACGACCCACGUGUGACUGAACCUGCUGUGCCUUUCAUUACAAACUCUUGUGUUGUUUUAUUUGACAUCACAUUACCGUGCCUUGAUUUGAUAAGUGUAAAAUACUACAGUUGAUUUAGUCGAUGUUAUGGAAUAUAAUCUAACGUCUGCAGUCAUUUCGUUCAGACUCACGUCUGUAAACAUGAUCUUUGAUCCUCAAACACUGAACACAGACGACCGUCUGAAUGAUUUUAGAUGAGAAUUGUUCUGAAAUGAAGAUAAUCUGUAAGUAUUAUUAGACGGCAGGACUGCAAUGAGAUUGCAGUUCUUUUAGUGUUACUGAACUAAUAUUUCAGGAUGUUUUCUGGAAUAUGAACAGGAGUGUUUUCAAAGGUUCAAUCUGUAUAUUUUCGUCGUUUAGCAGACAGGAUCACACGUGUGUUUUGACAAGUUACUGUUUAAUGUGUUUGUACUGGCUUUGCUUAAACUAGAUGCUUCGGUAUAUCAUAACACGAUAACCUCGUAUUAUAACUCAAGGUAUUAUCAUAUUGCACUAAAAUACACAAUAUUACAUAUAAUUCUGAAGCUGCACGUUUAACGCACUGUGUUUUAUGAGAUGGUCACUGGUUUCAAUCUCUGAGCCGUUUAUUUGAGUUUGAUGAUUUUUUUAAUGUUAUAUUAAUGUGCCAAACCUGAUUGAGUCUAAUCAAAAAAUAAAUACUGCACUCGAUGAGUUUGAUUCGCUUGGAUGUCCGGAAAAAAAACAAAAAACAUCUGUGUUCAAAUGAGUGUUUGAGACUGAAUGUAAUGUAAUUUAAAAGCCUUUUGUGUCUUUUCAGCAUUUCAGGUGUUAAAUGAUGCAGAAUCUUGCCUUCGUCAGUGUAUAAAACUCAGUGGCCUUCCAUCUUUGAACGCAGACUGUUUAAUGUCUUCUGCAUCUGUCCAGCUCUUAGAUUUCUAUAAUAAGACUGCACAAAUAAUUGUACAGUUUUGUAUAUAAAUGAAGCCUGUUUCCUGUGGAUUUAUAAGAAAAUACAAUAAAAAGUCUUUCUGAAAGGCA